AAAUAGAGUAGAGAAAGCCAGAGCUCUGUGAUUCAACAAAAACAACGAUUGAACAGUCACCCAAUCCGCAGCAGUCCACCCAGGGCCAAGGCGACCUCCGCGGCUCCGUCCUCCGUGACCUCCUUAUAGGGCUCCAGGCCUGCCACCGAAGCGCGCCAGCAGUCCAGCCUUGUUAAGCCGUUCAUCACUUCAGCACCGCUGCACCGCACGCGGUCUACUCGCCACAGCAGAUACAAGGGAACAUUGAAAUUAGCCCGACUUUUUAAUCGGAAACUUGCUAGACCAACAUAUUUGUUUUCUUGAAGAAUUCGGGACAAUGACAGAAUUACAGAAGGGGACAAACAAACGAAAUAUUGGGAGCAAGAAAAAAAGUGGAAAAACGAGGAAGAAGCAGAAGGUGAUGCCAUUUAAUGAGAAAAAAACUAAGAUAGGCAAUAAAAUGAAGAAGCUAUUUGAAAAAAGGGCAAGAGAGUACAAUUCGGAUGAGGAUGAUGAUAAGAAUGAUGAAGAUGAAGAUCCUACUCAGGUGGCGGGAGACACGUCAUUACAUGGUGAUAACGAUGAAUUUGACGACAACUCUUUUGAUGACAAGGAAGGAGAUGGCAGGGAAGAAAAUGGUGAAUCAGAAGACGAAGGUGGGGAAAUUCAGCCAGGAAUUACCAAGUUCAUGGAGGGAUGUAAGGCAUUCAAAAUGGCCUUCAAGAAAAUACUAAAAAGCACUGCUUCUGAUGAUAUAUUGGGUCCGGUGUUAUCAGCACAUAAGAAGCUUGUAGCAGAGAAGCUUGCUGAAGAAGAAACAGAAUGGAAAGUGAAGGGUGAUGCAAAGAAGGAGAAACACUUGAUCGGAGAAAAGAAUCACGUCAAACCUGCUAACUACUUGGAUAUUCAUGAAAAGUUUCUGAUAGGAAUUGCUACGAAAGGAGUGGUCAAGUUGUUCAAUGCUGUUAACAAGGCUCAACAUGCUCAAAGAGGCUUAAAUCCAUCAAGGUCAAAAGAUGAAAAAAUAAUAAAGAAGCGAAAGAAAGAUGCUUUUUUGUCUGAGUUAGGGAAGACCUCAUCGCAGUCUCCAGCUAGUGUUUUUCAAAAGGGUGAAACUUCUUCUGUUGGGUCAAAAGGUAAAGAUGGCCCUGCUUGGGCUCCAUUGAGGGACAAUUACAUGAUAACCACGAAUCCAAAGUUGAAAGACUGGGAUAAAAAGCAGGAUAUGGCAACAAGAGAUGACUUUGGGAUGCAUGUAGACUCAGAUUCGUCAUCGGGUGAUGAUCUUAAUUAGUUUCUUGGAUGUUUAGAUGCAGCGUUUAAGCUUAGUGACCAUCAUUUGCUCACUACAGUGAGAUUAACCGUGAUGGCAGCAUGAAAUUAUAUCGUCAAGAACAUUGAUUAUUUUAUUGGGCAUCAGGCGCUUGCUGUUCCUUUUAAUAUGAACUCUGUACAUUUUUUUUUACUCUGAAGUAUGAUUACAUUACAUUGAUAUG
Messenger RNA from Cuscuta epithymum, 1475 nucleotides. The record is from the annotation of a GenBank genome assembly. Lineage: Eukaryota; Viridiplantae; Streptophyta; Magnoliopsida; Solanales; Convolvulaceae.